Molecule: messenger RNA, 1227 nt
Organism: Limulus polyphemus (Atlantic horseshoe crab)
Lineage: Eukaryota; Metazoa; Arthropoda; Merostomata; Xiphosura; Limulidae
Product: RNA-binding protein squid-like
Exons: 7
Coding region: 109-1101 (330 amino acids)
Biological process (GO): regulation of gene expression
Cellular component (GO): nucleoplasm
Molecular function (GO): RNA binding
Source: RefSeq, a predicted model, not a curated record
GCGUUAAAAGCUCAUUCGCACACAACGGCUUUUCUUCUGCGAGCUGAAGUGAUUUUUAAAAGUGUUUUAAAAGUUGCGUUUUCAUAAAUAAUUUUAAUAAGUAGUAAAAUGGGAGACGAGAACCAAUACAACGGACAGAAUCAGCAAUAUAGUGAUUACAACGAAGAUCAGUAUGGGCAAUAUCAACAUGAUGGAAUGGAAACGGAUACUUUGCAAGACGGGGACAACAGUCAAAAUCAAAUGGAUAGCAGUAAAGGAAAAUCUGAUGAUGAUAGAAAACUUUUCAUUGGAGGAGUCAGCUGGGAAACCCAGAUUGAUGACUUGAAGGACUACUUCUCAAAAUAUGGCGAAGUUGUUGAUGUAAACAUCAAGACAGACCCUAACACUGGAAAGUCCAGGGGAUUUGCAUUUGUUACAUUUGCAUCACAAGAGUCUGUAGAUGCUGUGAUAAAAGAUGGAACACACACAGUUAAGGGGAAACAAAUUGACCCUAAAAAAGCCAAGUCUAAACCUGGAGCAAAAAAGAUCUUUGUUGGAGGACUUGAUCCAAACAUGCCUGCAAGUGAUAUCAAGACAUACUUUCAACAAUUUGGCAAGGUUGAAACUGUUGAGUUGCCAGUAGACAAGGUAAAGAACCAAAGACGACAGUUUGCGUUCAUAACGUUCGAGACAGAAGAUGCUGUGAAUGAAGUUACUAAACAACCGAAGCAAAUGAUAGGAAGUAAAGAGUGUGAUGUUAAGAAGGCUACUCCUAAGCCGGAUUACAGAACCAUGCGUGGUGGAUUCAUGGGAGGGUGGGGAUCUCCUCGAGGUGGAGCCAAUGGUGAAAGGGGUCGUGGAAGAGGAGGUUACAUGGCUCAGAGCUGGGAAAGUCCAGGGUAUGGAGGAUAUAGUCAAGGAUAUGGCAACUAUAAUCCAGGAUAUGGCAGUUAUGACUACAGUGGUUAUAGUGGUGAUUACAGUGGUGGAUAUGGUAGUUACGACUACAGUGGAUGGGGGCAAUAUGGACAAAGUUAUGGUCAACAAGAUAGUGGAUAUGGAAAGACUCGUGGAGCAGUAAGAGGGAGUGCCACCACCACUUCUUACCAUCCUUACCAUUAAGUGUAUAUUGAGACUGUGUGGUACAAAUGUUGCACCAUGUUGACAUUGUAAUUUCAUGAGACAUCAUGCAUGUUCAUUAUCCAAUGUAUAUAGUUUAUGUUGAAUAAAAGUCUUUAGAGGUGUUAA